AGUUAAUACGUGUCUUGUUGCAGUUGUGUGUAUGAGCAAUAGGUUUCGUGUCGUUUUUUCGGCUGUAUCACUGUUUCAGAAGGUUCGCGCUUUAUAGUCGCGUUUAAAUCUCUCGUGUGUGAUGAUACUCGUGCUAGCCACAAUAGAGCGAUCCGGUGUUAAGGUGGGACAGUCGACGAAUUCGCAUCCACUCACGCAUCCGAAGUUUUAACGCCAGUUAUAUUUUGGAGGAGGUGGUUAUCUUCGAUUUGAAUAAGGUGUCAGAGUGCAACAACAAACAGCUGGUUUAUAAAGUGUGAGAGACAGCCUGACGAAUCUCCGCUCGUCGUUGGGAUAAGUGUGCGGAUUUUCCAUGCUUCUCAGUUCCGGUUCCUAGUUUUUAAUAGCCAAGAAUUUAAAAAUAUUGAAAGAGUGAAUGAAAUGAAAACUGUUAUUUAGCGACAAUGUAUCAGUAGCAGCGCGUUUGUCACAACCACUCAAAGCAUGUGGUUCAGAACACUAUUGAUCAUUCAAGCUACCGAUAAAAGUAAGAAAAUAUGAAAAUGGCUUGUUGAUUCAACAUCCAGAAAGAAAAAAAAAUGAAAUAGAAAACUACUAACGGCCCAUUGGAUAAAUAAGGAAAUAUGGUAUAGUGAAUGUAGGAUUUAUUAGUCUGUGCAAUCGGAGAUAAGUUUUGUAAUUAUAAUAAUUAUCUCAAUUGUGAAGUGGCCAAUAGAUCCGGACAAUGUUAUUGUUCUAACAGUGAGUUCCAAAGGUAGAAACAUUCUAGAACUGUGUAACGUCGCAAGCACAGACGCGGUUUGCGACCGUAAACUUGGACCGUAUUGCGCUUGAAUGUUUAUGGAUAAAAUAGAUGAUCAAAUAGUACCAUCAUCAAGCUCGUGGGUAAUGCAGUCACCAGAAUUAGAAUUUCGGCAUGAGCUGAUGGGGCGCAUAAAUAAAUUGGAAAGCGAUGUCGAGCUGGACGUUGUGCCGAUUAAUCAACAUCAUCCAUCAUCAAGUUCUCCGCUACCUCAAUCAGGGUUGGUUGGAUACGGGAGCCAAGGUUAUGACCAUUACAGUAAGGAGCUCUUUUUCGGAAACAAACACCGAGAUGCUUUGUGCGGAGACUCCGAUGAUUCUUUCCUGCGACCGCCCUUAUGGGAAGACAUUACCAGUUCAAUUCAGAACAUUGACCCGGAGAAUGCAGUUAUGUUGGGAACUCUGAACGGUAUUCCCCAGGUUAAAACAGAGGCUGUAGAUGAUACUUUCCUAGAACCGCUCUCCUCGCCGUUGUUGAGUCCGUUAGAGAUAAAAACUGAAAAAAAUCACAUAGUGCAUAGCAACAAUAAUAACAAUAACAUACACCAAAACCAUCUUAUAGGCGAUAGUACUUGUAACUCAAAUAACACUAGCAGUAAUAGUACUGGAAACAUAUUUCUACCUAAUAGUGAUAUGACCUAUCUGCAUCAUUCGCAUCCCCAUUCAACAUCACUGGCCCCUAGUCACCACGUUCAUGGUCAGCAACACAAUCUCAAUGGUUACAUGGGUUGUACCAACGCUAGUGGAAGUCUUCAGGGUUCCUCCACCGGUCACCAUUCGCAGCAUCAUACUCAUAGCCAUCAUGUACAAGUUAACCAAAACAAUAACUAUUACCAUUGGUCACCGCAUCAACCUAGCACAGGAGGAAGUCAUGGAGCUGGCCAGAUAUAUCAUCCUAAGUAUCAAGGCUCUGCAAUCUGCGCUCCUAUCUCCAGGCUGAUGUAUGUUCCUCCCCUAACCCCACCAAACUCAGACCCCGGAAGCCCCGGAACGACCUUGCAGAACCCACCUCGACGAACACCUCCGCCACCAUACCAUCCACAACAAGUGGCGUCGUUGACGGUUCAUUUAGGCACGGGCGGCCAUCAAGCGUCGCACCUUCAUCAUCAUCCGCACCCAUCAGCCGCUACAACAUCCUCUAGCGGUGUGCCUACCGGAUCUCAACAGCUUCAUUCUCAACUGCAACCUGGUCAAUCACAUACUACUUCAGCAGUGAACCAAAUUUCGUCCAAUCAGAUAGCAAUAGCAUCAAUAGCAAUUAACGGUAGUAGUUCGAACAGUAAUAGUGGUAAUAGUGCUAGUAAUAAUAACAAUCACAACACCGGUAGUGUUACUAAUAGUGCAAGCAGUGCUCCAGGAAGAAAACGGACUUCUCAACAUAGCAUCAAUAGUGUUCUCAGCAGUGUAGGAGUGGUUAAACAUAUCGUGGGGCGAUAUAAUCGAAGAAAUAAUCCGGAAUUAGAGAAGCGGCGGAUACAUCACUGUGAUUUCAUAGGUUGCACAAAAGUCUAUACCAAAAGCUCGCAUCUGAAGGCCCAUCAACGAAUUCAUACAGGCGAAAAACCAUACACCUGUCAGUGGCCAGAGUGCGAAUGGCGUUUCGCGCGGUCCGAUGAGCUUACGAGGCAUUACCGCAAACACACAGGAGCCAAACCAUUUAAAUGCAUCGUUUGUGAGAGAAGCUUUGCCCGUAGCGAUCAUCUGGCACUGCAUAUGAAACGGCACUUACCAAAAAACAAAUGAAACAUCUUCAAAUCCUUCGUAACUAAACGCAUUCGCUGCAUCAGGCUUAAAGCGAUUCCACUGCUGACCCACAUCCAGGUCUCUCUAAGCUACUGCAAGUCCCAGUUCCAUCGUUUUCAGGCAGUAGAUACUAAUGCUGUAAUUAUUCCUUGCAUAGUUAAGAAUUUUGUUUCGUUUUUCUGUUUGUUUUCAAAUCACUUUGUUUGGUUCCCAUAAAUGAGGGUGAAUUUAAUGAUUAUUUUAACAAUCGAUUCAAAGAAACUGUCAUCCUAUUCUGUGCCGGUUAAGUACAUAAAAGUCAAUCUGGAUCUCAAGUUGGUGACAAUGUGUCGGCAUCAAACAAUUUCAUAUUUAUAAUCAUUUGUGUACAUUACCCAAGCAUGAAUCAUAGCGGAUAAAAAGAAAAAAUAGAAAUUUGGAAAUUUCUGACCAAACGCUACGGUUCUAAGAGGCAUCUUUGUUACUAAAAUACAAAUGGAGAAAUACAAACAAUAACGGAAUUCUCACCUUGCUUCAAAAAACUGAACAUCAUUAACAUAAUUUACAAAGAUGAUUUUGUUGUUGAAACAUGUCGAAGGAAUUUUAACACUAAACUACAUUUAGUGGGUGGAGCACAUAAAUUUUGAAUGUGAUGUUGGACAAGAAAAAAAAACAAGAUAAAUUUAUAUCGUCAAAUGUUGCUGUUAUAUUUGCCAGCUAUGUAAAAGCAGGUAUUGAUCCAAACAAUGUUAGUCUAUAGCGAUUAAGUUUGGCGAAACUCUAACAAACAAUUUUGAAAGAAUCACCAGCUGCGGUAUUUUUGUAACUAUGCAAUUUUGUUUUGUUUAAUACGAAGUAUCUUUUUGAACCAAUGUUGUUGUUUUUACAACUUCAUUUGAUUUCACAUUUCAUUUUAUUCACAUUGCUAUUUCAUUCUUAAAUCUUAUGUAACGAAACUACAAAAAUAUCAUCAUCUGCAGCACUUUUCCAUUGUUGACGGGUUGAUAUUUGUUGACACUCUUGAGUGAAAGUGAAAAAAGCAUCCAUAAACGUUAUUUUUUACAAUCCUUUCAGAGUUCUCCCUUCCCACCUUUUGCAUGGAAGGUUACUGCCAAAACAUCUCAUUAUAUUUCAUGCGAUGGAAACAAGACAGCAAAAUCAGUUUAUUUCUUUUUACUAUGCCUAUGGAAUAUUUCACUUCCAUGCAAUGUUCAUAUACUCUUUCUUCGAUCUUUCGUUAUUCGUUAACGAAGAUUGUCAAGUCAUCGGUCAGUGUCAGUGAAAAGUGUUUCGGUGAGGUUCAUUUUGGUUGAAUGGAACGAAAUAGUUAUCGACGACAACAAUGGACAAAAAUAUUACGCCACAAGAAACUGGCUCCGGAAGAUCCACAUAGAUGUUUCUAUAAGCAAAAGAUGCCAUUUUGUGCUAUUGGUUUUUUUUUUUUGGAAAACGAUUCAUUUGUGAGAAGCUAAAAAUGAAAAAUGCUAAAAAUGAAGAAGCUAAAAAAGAAAAAUGCUAUUUUGGGACGGUAUUGAUAACACAGUGAAACAAAAAUUGACUUUUUUUCUGCCUUGGCUUCUAUAUAUCAUUUUUUUGUGCAUUUUUAUGCAAAACUGAAUUUCCCCGAGUUUGAACAUAUUUCAACUUAAGGGGCAACAAUGGCGCCAUUUUGAAUUUUUGAGAAACCGGUAAUUUUUGUGGUUUUUUCGACGCCAUUUUGUUUUGAGGCCAAAUAUCAAAAUUCUAAGAGUUUGUACACAUAUAAGCAUCUUUUUACCCAUCUUUUGGAAAAAACAGAUCUUAAAUCGGACAAAAACUGAGUUCAAAACGGUGAUUCUACGAAACCGGGUUUGGCAUAGUUUCAGUAUAUUUUUCACAAAGCAAAAUAAUAUCGAUUAUUUUUGAGCAUUAAUGGUAAUUCGCUAAUAUCUUAAAGUGGUCGUCAAAUUAUAUCUUAUUCUGAGUAAAAAAGUCUCAGAAAUCUAAUGGUAGGUGUCUGUUCUACGUGAAAUGUUCUUCGGCAAAGUUGUAGAUAUUAAUUUUUCUUGAAAAAAAUGUUCUACGAAAAUAAAAUUAAAAAAAAUUCCAAAAAAUCAUAAUUUUUUUUCCCGAAUUACACCAUGAUCGGACCGAUUGCAUUGUUCAGGUAAUCUUUUGUAGUUUUUAUAAAAAUAAAAAAGAUUUAAAAAAGUGAGCUUUUUUUAAUUUCUAACUUUUUUUCAAACAUUCAAUAUAUUUUUUAGAGUGUAGAUUUUUUUCGGAAAGAUGAAAUUAUUUAUUGAAGUGUAUAUUUUUUUCGGAAAGAUAUUAUUAAAAAUUUAACAAAUAGCACAAAAUGACAUCUUUUGCCUAUAGAAACGUCUAUGCAAAGUUUCAGACAAAUCAAAAAUGGUUGAUUAAAUUGGUUGCCCGUUUUUUGUGGAAUUGCGCUGCAGAUAUUCUGCGUCACAGCAAUUGUAUCAUCCAUAUUAAAAACGACGUGCCACCCCAGAAACAACCACCGCUUCUCCUGGUUUUGGCAAAAUCUCAAUCUGCAAUUUUGGAAAAUGAGGGAAUAAAAUGACACAGCCGCAACCAGAACACUUAUCUGCUUGCAAUCACAUAGUUUUCCUUCAUGCUAAGCAAAAACAAACCGGCAUUAAAGAACAAAAACAGAGUAAACGAACGCUUGUGUUAAAUGGGGAUACAUUUUAACCACUGUUCUCUUGGAUUCACUCUUGCUUGAAUCAGUUUUGACGUUUCGUUUUGAUAACGCUUGCUGUUUGUUUUUCGUUUUCGCUUUGACGAAGGAACAGUAAAGAUCAGUUGAUUGGAUUCGAACGAAAAUCUAGUGAAUCUGAAAGAGUGCUGCGAUAGUUGGAAGUGAAAAUUGAAAAUGAUUGGCUGUAAUUUUCGAAGAAUUUUGUUGGGGAGAAUGAAUUUUAUCAGCACUAGUUGUAUACACUAAGGUUGCUUUUUACGCGGUUUUUUUACGCGGGUUUUUUUUGCGGCUUUUUACGCGGAUUCCGGAAUUAACGCGGUUUUUUACACGGACUCCGGAAUUUACGCGGUUUUUUUACGCGAAUUCCGGAAUUUACGCGGUAUGUUUUGGGCGGAUUUCGGUUUCUCUUCACUCAGAUUGCAUAAUUAACGCAGGUUUUUUACGCGAAUUCCGGAGUUUACGCGGGUUUUUUUACGUGGAUUCCGGAAUUUACGCGGUUUUUUUACGCGGCACGUAUCCCCCGCGUAAAAAGCGACUUUAGUGUAAUAAACUAGGAGCUGCAACUCUUUUUCGCAUCACAAUUGGGUUCUAUAAUGCAUCAAGCUUUUGACAAAAACUGAGUUUGUUGCUUGGGUAGUGUUUGACGCAUUUCCUUACUCGAAUUUCCGUAUUUAAAACAAAAGUAUUCACCAGUCGUCAUGACUAGUAUUCGUUUUAUAACAUAAUCAUACAAGUAAUAUGGUGAUAUGCUAUGGUAAUAAUUUAUAAAUUACGCAUGUGUUGCCAUAUAUAACUGGUAAAAUGUUUUGAUUUUAGAAAUCCAAAGUUAUUCAUGACAAAACUAUAUGAAAAUGGUAUUUAAUCUCUUGUUUAAAUGGUAGUUAUUCUAAAAUUAUUAAAUUAUAUAUUAUAUUCAGACAAUCAUCACCAAUAUAGCUAAUUCCAUACCGCAAGCAAAAGAAUCUAUGAAGAAGAUUUACUUGCAUACACAUUAUGUUCGGAAUUGUUUUAAAUUCAUGAAUGAAGAGUUAUGUUUUUUGAAAGCCGCUUCGCAAAAGUCACUAUCGUUCCUUUAUUAUAAAAUACAAUCUCACUAUCUUCGAUGUGUGGAACCAAACAAAAAAGCCAUAGUUUUUUAUGUUAUGUAUUGAUUCACUUUUUAGUAAAACUAUUCGAUCUCACCUAAGAUAGCCGCAUAUGUUUUUUCGUCCUCAAGUAAUUGCCAAUAGGUAAAACUAUCAUAUGAGCUCACAAAAUCGUUUAUAUUUACUAAAUCAAUCCAAAUUAUUUAAAUAAUAAAAAAUCGAUGUUACCACGUAUCUACACCAAUGCCUACUUGCCCUGGGCUGAUUCCUGUGUUAAUAUCCCGCUCGGCAGUAAGUGUUGUAAUGCACAUUUACCUACAUCAUAAAUCACGAGUUCAUUAAAAUAAUUAAUAUAUAAAACGUCGUGUUUUUAGUUGUCAUUACUAAUUAAAACAGCUCCAGAAUGGAAACAUUACUCGCCGCACCACACUAUUAAGGUGUACUGAUUUGCAUGGAGAAAGUUACAAAAUAGAUUUAUAUUUCUACUUUUUUAGAAUUGCCUUGCACAAACAAUCUUCCGUACUUUUAAUUAAUUUGAGUAUAGUUUUGUUGUUUAAUUUUGUUCAUCCAUUUAUUCAUACUAUUAAAACGUUCGGUAUAAUCUUUCGAAGUUAUUCAUUUUUGUGUUUCAAAGGCAAGCACUAUAAACUUUCUAGAACAGUAAUAACGAUUUAUUUGGUGUGAUUUUAGUACAAUGAACCAUACUUUCGCCCGUGAGUUUACUGACUGUUCACAAUAAAUAAACGUAAAAAUAAAAUAUGUUUUGUAUAUCUUUUUCACGCUGCGUUCAAUAAUAGUAAUUUCUCGAAAAGUGUAAAUAGAUUUGAGUAAAUGGAUUUUAAUGUGUAAGAAAAGACCCGUCGACU
This is a messenger RNA of Wyeomyia smithii (pitcher-plant mosquito), 7175 nucleotides long. RefSeq names its product dendritic arbor reduction protein 1 (gene dar1). The record is from RefSeq and is a predicted model, not a curated record. NCBI's taxonomy places the organism in Eukaryota, Metazoa, Arthropoda, Insecta, Diptera, Culicidae. Gene Ontology annotation, biological process: regulation of transcription by RNA polymerase II. Bases 835 to 2544 code for a protein of 569 amino acids. Gene Ontology annotation, molecular function: RNA polymerase II cis-regulatory region sequence-specific DNA binding; DNA-binding transcription factor activity, RNA polymerase II-specific. The transcript has 6 exons.